Candidozyma duobushaemuli is the source of this 1107-nucleotide messenger RNA. It is a transcript of the gene GPD1, whose product is annotated as glycerol-3-phosphate dehydrogenase (NAD(+)). The coding region runs from base 1 to 1107 and encodes 368 amino acids. NCBI's taxonomy places the organism in Eukaryota, Fungi, Ascomycota, Pichiomycetes, Serinales, Metschnikowiaceae. Gene Ontology annotation, cellular component: cytosol; glycerol-3-phosphate dehydrogenase (FAD) complex; nucleus. Gene Ontology annotation, molecular function: NAD binding; protein homodimerization activity; glycerol-3-phosphate dehydrogenase [NAD(P)+] activity. The transcript is spliced from 3 exons. Gene Ontology annotation, biological process: carbohydrate metabolic process; glycerol-3-phosphate catabolic process. The record is from RefSeq and is a predicted model, not a curated record.
AUGUCUACUCCAGCUCAGAGAUUGCAGCAUCUUGCUCAGAUUAUUGGUUCCAGAACCCUGGCCGAGAGCCUGUUGCUGCCUCCUUCGCCUUUCAAGAUCGCCGUCAUCGGCUCCGGCAACUGGGGCACCACCAUUGCCAAAAUCUUGGCUGAAAACGCUGCCGCCAGACCUCACUUGUUCAAGCACUUUGUCGACAUGUGGGUGUUUGAGGAGAAGGUGGACGGCAGAAACUUGACCGAGAUCAUCAACACCGACCACGAGAACGUGCGCUACCUCCCUGGCGCUCUUCCUGAUGUCGCCAAGGUGGCCGAGGAUGCUGAUCUCUUGGUGUUCAACUUGCCCCACCAGUUCUUGCCCAAGGUGUGCAAGCAGUUGAAGGGCAAGGUCAAGCCCACCUGCCGUGCCAUCUCGUGCCUCAAGGGUCUCGAGGUGACCCCUGAGGGUUGUAAAUUGUUGAGUACCGUCAUCACCGAGGAGUUGGGUCUUGCCUGCGGUGCUCUUUCCGGCGCCAACUUGGCCCCUGAGAUCGCCAGAGGCAAGUGGUCCGAGACCACCGUCGCAUACACCAUCCCCAAGGACUUCCGUGGCGCUGGCUAUGAUAUCGACCUCAACGUGCUCAAGGUCGCUUUCCACAGACCAUACUUCCACGUGAACGUUGUUCAGGACGUGGCGGGUGUUUCUGUGGCUGGUGCCUUGAAGAACAUUGUCGCUUUGGCCGUCGGCUUCGUCGAGGGCUUGGGCUGGGGUGACAAUGCCAAGGCUGCCAUCAUGAGAGUCGGCCUUUUGGAGACCAUCCAGUUUUCCCAGACUUUCUUCCCUCAAUCCGAGUCUGGCACCUUCACCAAGGAGUCCGCUGGUGUUGCUGACUUGAUCACCACAUGCUCUGGAGGUAGAAACGUCAAGGUGGGUCGCUACAUGGCUGAAACCGGUGACUCUGCUGAGGUUGCUGAGAAGAAGUUGUUGAACGGCCAGUCCUCCAGGGUGCACGAGUUGUUGACCAAUGUGAACAAGACCGGCGAGUUCCCCUUGUUCGAGGCAACCUACCAAAUCAUCUACGGUACCGAGAGUAUCGAGAACUUGCCCAAGUUGUUGGAGACUUGCGACUAG